Molecule: messenger RNA, 2588 nt
Organism: Hipposideros armiger (great roundleaf bat)
Lineage: Eukaryota; Metazoa; Chordata; Mammalia; Chiroptera; Hipposideridae
Product: gap junction alpha-3 protein-like
Exons: 2
Coding region: 296-1591 (431 amino acids)
Biological process (GO): cell-cell signaling
Cellular component (GO): connexin complex
Molecular function (GO): gap junction channel activity
Source: RefSeq, a predicted model, not a curated record
CCGCCCUCGCAAAGGGAGUUCUGAGCUCAUUUCCAGGUGUUAGAGGGGCCAGCGGAGCUCAGUCCUCUGAUAUCUCUGAAAGUCCCUGUGUGGGCCAGGCCGGUGCUGGACCCUGGGGAGUGACCACAAUGCAGAAGGUUCUAGGGGAGUCGGACAGUCACAGGCGGGACGGGUCCUCCCUUGUGGUGGCCUGUGUCCCAGGUUCCAUGUGAAGUGGGGUGAUGUCAGCCCUGAGGCGGAAGGAAGACAGACCUUAAACCUUCACCCAGAUGCCAGCAGGCUGGCAGUCAGAACAAUGGGUGACUGGAGCCUUCUGGGGAGACUAUUGGAGAAUGCACAGGAGCACUCCACGGUCAUCGGCAAGGUCUGGCUGACAGUCCUGUUCAUCUUCAGAAUCCUGGUGCUGGGAGCUGCUGCAGAAGAGGUGUGGGGAGACGAGCAGUCAGACUUCACCUGCAACACACAGCAGCCGGGCUGUGAGAACGUCUGCUACGAUAAGGCCUUCCCCAUCUCCCAUACACGCUUCUGGGUGCUCCAGAUAAUCUUCGUGUCCACGCCCACCCUUAUCUACCUGGGGCACGUGCUGCAUAUCGUGCGCAGGGAACAGAAGAAGAAAGAGCGGGGUGAAGAGCAGCUGAAGGGAGACAGUGACCACGGCCAGGACAGGGCCCUGGUGCGGGACAACCGAGGCAAGGUCCGCAUUUCUGGGGCCUUGCUUCGGACCUAUGUCUUCAGCAUCAUCUUUAAAACGCUGUUUGAGGUGGGCUUCAUCGCUGGUCAGUACUACCUGUAUGGCUUUGAGUUGAAGCCAAAGUAUACCUGUGACCGGUCGCCCUGCCCCAACACCGUGGACUGCUUCAUCUCCAGGCCCACAGAGAAGACCAUCUUCAUCAUCUUCAUGCUGGCGGUGGCCAGCCUGUCCCUCCUUCUCAAUGUGCUGGAGCUCUACCACCUCGGCUGGAAGAAGCUUAAACAGGGCAUAACUAACCACUUUAGUUCAGACACCCCUGAAUUCAGGAUGAGGGCCACAAAACCUGGGGAUGUGACCCCAACCCUCUCCCACUCUUUUUCAGCCUCAGGCUCUAUGGGGUUCACACCUUACUACACUCACUCUGCUUCUUCCCUGGGACAGGCAAUGACCACAGAUAGUCCCAGAGCCCCUACAUCAUCAUCAGACUUCACCAUGACAGGACUGUCACGGUGGAGAGCCCUCCCUGACAUGUUGUAUGACAGCAGCCAGAACCUGUUAAUGGCAGAGCCAAACUGGGGGGAGGCCAAGCAACAGAUUCCUGGGAGGAAGGCCUUCCUGCCAGUGUCCACUUCUUCCUCCUUGACCCCUACAGGCAGCCCCCCACCACUCCCUCACAAGGCUGGAGCGGGCAGCAAAGAGCCUGUCCUGUUGGAGAAUGGGGACAGCAGCAGCCUGGGAGACAGCAGAUUGGAAGUGACCCCAGAUGAAGAGGAGCAUGCAGUGAUCACCGUGGUGGAGAUGCACAUGCCUCCACCUUUGCUCCCCACAGACUGCAGAUGCCCAAGUAAGGUCAGCAAGUCCAGCGGUAGUCGGGCCAGACCCAGUGACUUGGCCAUCUAGUGGUGGUCUCUCCACACAGCUUUAUAAUGACCUCCUUUCUAGAAACCCAAACCCAAGUGCACUUCAAUGGAGCAGGUAGAAAGCCUCAGGUGACAGCACUAGAGCGGGAGGAGGGGAUCACUGCAGGGGUCAGCCUUCUGUGUCAGCGCUUGCUGUCCUUUACACUGGAGGUGCCGUGGGGAGAACAUGGAUGCUUUCUAUGGGGAGGCGGGAGAAAGAGGGGUGCAGGGGCUGCUGGCCUUUGAAGAUAUUCACGGCCACCCCACCGCCCAGACCCAGCCGCCGCUGCAGGUGUUGAUGUCUCUGGGGCGACUGUUCUGCAGGGCUGAAGGGCAGGUGUCUGCAGCCACAUCAGUUCAGGGCAUUGGGUUUUCUGUCCCUGAGCUCUUGGGGCUCUGGGCAGCCCAGACGCCAGCAGUGCAUGUAGCCCCACUUCUGUUUGACACUUGUAGCUCAGAACUGACUUUCAUUUGGGGUAUUGGCCAACCUGCACUGAAAAAAGAUUUAGAACAAGCCGAUGAAGGGUCAUCGAGAUUCUGAACUUGCAUGUGAAACCCAGGAUGUCCAAGUACAGGCUCAUGACAAGUGACAAUGAGCAGCUCCCGCCCAGAGGCUGAGAUCCUUGGGCGAGGGCACACAGGUGGCUGGAAAGAAAGCAGGUGGAAAUGCAGCCACACUUGAGAUCAUUUUGAACAGCUUUGAGGAAGCGAACCUAAAAGUGGCCGGCAUGCCUCUGUGUUGAUUUCUAAAUGACAUUUUGUGCUUUGAGUGGUCCAGGUAGCCCUUGUCCCCACUUUGUAUCUUUUAGGACACAUGAAAGACAUAGUACUCUUACAGUGGACACUGACCGAGAGGAUGCCUCUUUGUUCCAUGACCUACUAGUAAUGAUUUAAACUUUGUUUUGCAAGAAAUGCUCCAACUUCCUGAGUCAGUUCAUUACUCUGAGAACGUCCCAAAUAAAAUCAAAGCAGAUUUUAAGUGCCUUUCAACUACUUGA